Molecule: messenger RNA, 2730 nt
Organism: Rosa chinensis
Lineage: Eukaryota; Viridiplantae; Streptophyta; Magnoliopsida; Rosales; Rosaceae
Product: CRS2-associated factor 1, chloroplastic
Exons: 5
Coding region: 150-2630 (826 amino acids)
Biological process (GO): Group II intron splicing
Molecular function (GO): RNA binding
Source: RefSeq, a predicted model, not a curated record
CCUCUCUAUCUGAGAAUUUCCCAGCAAAAACCUCAAACUUGGAAUCUCAACUAUCAAAGCGGCGUCGUUUCAAGCAUGAUUAUAGUGUUGUUCUAAAGCUCCAAGCUUUAAGUUCUGGGCGCUACAAUUUUGGAGUACCCAACAGCGAAAUGGCGCUAAAUUUGCCGACUUCGUGCCCCAUUUUCGCGCCACCGGUGAACCCGAACCCGGCCCACAACCCACUCCAGACCCGCCCGCCCACGGAGGUCCGAUUCGCGAGGUGGAACAACGCCAACGCCGAGAAAUUCAACCAGCGCCGCCGCGCCCAGCAAGAAAUCGAGGACGACGUCCGCCGCGAGCGCCGCUUCGACUCCGCCACCAGAAUCGCCACCGUCGCCGCCGCCGACUCCUCCACCUCCUCCGACGCCGAACCAACAUUCAAAUCCAUAGGCACGCCUUCGUCUCCCUCAAGCCCUUCAAUUCCCGGCAGAAAAUCCAAGUACUCCAAGAACCCUAGCCCUAGCUCGCACCCGGCGUUUCGGCGAGUCAUCAGACCCACGAAGCUCUCGAGUAUCGCCAGAGAGAAGCCGGAAAUCGACCGGAAAGCUAACAUCUCCGUCGGCGACGACGGGCUUUCGUACGUCAUCGACGGCGCGCCGUUUGAGUUCAAGUACAGCUACACCGAGACCCCGAAGCAGAAGCCCAUUAAGCUCCGGGAGCCGCCCUACGCGCCGUUCGGCCCCACCACGAUGGGCCGGCCGUGGACGGGUCGGGCCCCAUUGCCUCCGAGCAAGAAGAAACUGAAGGAGUUCGAUUCGUUCCAGCUACCGCCGCCGCAUAAGAAAGGGGUUAAGCCGGUGCAGUCGCCGGGUCCGUAUUUACCCGGGUCGGGUCCCAAGUAUGUCAAGUCCAGGGAGGAGAUAUUGGGUGAGCCGUUGACCGAUCAGGAAGUCAAAGACUUGGUUAAUAGCUGUGUUAAGACCAGAAGGCAACUCAAUAUGGGUAGAGAUGGAUUGACACACAACAUGCUGGAUAAUAUUCAUGCUCAUUGGAAGCGGCGGAGAGUGUGCAAGAUAAAAUGUAAAGGGGUGUGUACAGUCGACAUGGAAAAUGUGUGCCAGCAAUUAGAGGAAAGAACUGGAGGGAAAAUCAUUUAUAGAAGAGGUGGGGUGAUUUUUCUUUUCCGGGGGAGAAACUACAACUAUAAAACUCGGCCGCGGUUUCCUCUCAUGCUUUGGAGACCUAUCACUCCUGUGUAUCCUAGAUUGAUUCAGAGGGCUCCUGAGGGACUAACAGUUGAAGAAGCAACUGAAAUGCGCAAGAAGGGGAGGAAUCUGAUACCAAUACGCAAGCUAGGAAAAAAUGGAGUAUACUCUGACCUGGUAGACAAUGUCAGAGAGGCCUUUGAAGAGUGUGAACUAGUGCGAAUAGAUUGUCAAGGGAUGAAUGGGAGUGACUACCGUAAAAUAGGUGCUAAACUAAAGGAUCUUGUCCCUUGUGUGCUAAUUUCCUUUGAACGCGAGAACAUUCUUGUGUGGAGAGGACAGGAAUGGAAGUCUUCUUUCCUAAAUCCGGAGAGUAAUCUUAAGGAAGUCAAAGAAUCUGAUGUUGAUGAUUCAUCUUCUAUUGCACCUUCCUUGGAAGGUGAAGAAGCAUUGACGUUAUGUGCUUUUACAGCUUCAGUCAAUGAUGAAAAUCCUCAAAUGAUCGACACUAGUAUCACCUCUUCAAGUUCUGAAGUUGUGGGUGCUGAGGGAACUGAGGAUCCAUCCCCUUCACCAUAUAUUGAGCCAUGUGCCACAAUUGAUACAGUUUCCACUGUGGGAGGCACUUAUGAAACUGUAACCAUCUCGGACAUCAAAGGCUUUAGAAAUGAUGAAGCAGAAUUGGAGAUGAAGGCCUAUAGCAGUUCAACCAUACCACAGGAUACCAGGGAUGCUCAUGAUGAGGCAGAAACGAUUUCCAUCUCAGACAUCAAGGGCUUUAGAAAUAAUGAAGCAGAAUUGGAAAUGAAGGCCUAUAUCAGUUCCUGCGGCAAUGCUGAUGAUGAGACCAAAACAAUUUCCAGUACAUCUGGAACUGAAAACAUAUUGGAUAGUACGUGCCAUACUGAUGAAGCAUCAGCAACUACAUCAGUGGGGACCGGGACCAUGCCAGUGACUGUUGAAAGCACUGAAACGAAGUUGGUUGCCCCUGGUAGUAAUGAGACUCCACAAGAUGCUUGUAUAGACUCGCAAAAUCUCAAUGAGCAAGCAAGGUUGAGUGCAGCCUGUAAAGAGAAGGUGCUAUCACUCUUGAACGAAGCUGUUGGGAGUGGGAGUGCACUUAUUUUAGACGAUUCGUCGUUGGAUGCUGACAUCAUAUAUCAGAGGGCAGUUGCUCUCGCCAAUUCUGCUCCACCUGGGCCAGUGUUUAAGCAUCGACCUAGGAGAGUUGCAGCUCAAAUGAGUAAGAAGCUAGUAGUAAGAAAACAGAAGCAAGAAGCCACUGAGUUGGAAGUGAAAGAGAUAACAGUUUAUGCGAAGAAGGGAAGUGAGAAGAAGGAUUCCAAAGUUCACAGAACAAAAACAAGAGAUUUUGGUGAACCUCUAGAUAGCAUUGUACCACAGGGAAGCCUGAGAGUUGAUGAACUUGCUAAGCUAUUAGCAUGAUAUGCAUCUUAGCACUCUGUCGAUGUAUUUUUGCAUAUGCAAUGGUGUAUAGAAUUUUUGGUGAUGCAUUCUACCUCAUAAUCUUACAUGCCUUCGCUUA